GCGACUACGAAUGCGACUGAGCUGACGGUUACGCGGUGACGGUGGUGCGUGCCGGCGACAGUGUAAUAAUUUUUUCGGGUUGUUUUCGUUURCGCGGCGGUACACAGUCAGUCCGCGCGCGCGCGGGUUUGUUGUCGUUGCGUAUUGUUUUCAUUGCAAACAUUUCCACGGAAAGACCGUCGGCGUCUCGCGUGUUUCUCUAGUACGGACGACCCGCGAAAGGGUAAAUAUACAUUAACAUAUAUAUAUAUAAAUAUACACUCACGCACAACACCUAUCGACCGAUAUUUAUAAUAUUGAUUAGACUAGGAUUAAUAAUAACAAUAAUAAUAAAAAUAAAAAUAAACUUUUGUCGUUUUCGCCGAUACACAACGCAUAAUAUUAAUAACUUCAUCGUCGUCGUAUAAGGCGUGAGUGGUACUAUUGCAUUAGACAAUAAUCAACAAAUAGCAUCAUGCAUACGCUGUUCGGCGACCAAAACGCGUACUACCGGACGGGCAUGUACCCGGGAACGUCCAACCCGGCCGCGUAUCCGGCCGCGUACGAGCAAUACGCCCGGUAUGGAUACAACCCGGCGGCUGGUUACCAGGCGUCACACCAUCAUCACCACCAUCACGUGGUGUCAGCAGCCGCAGCCGCCGCUAAGGACAUGGUCAAGCCACCGUACUCGUAUAUCGCCCUGAUAGCAAUGGCCAUACAGAACGCGUCGGACAAACGGUGCACGCUCAACGGUAUCUACCAGUUCAUCAUGGAGCGAUUCCCGUACUACCGGGAGAACAAGCAAGGUUGGCAGAAUUCGAUCCGGCACAACUUGAGCCUGAACGAGUGUUUCGUCAAACAGCCGCGUGACGACAAGAAGCCGGGCAAGGGCAGCUAUUGGACGCUUGACCCGGAUUCGUACAACAUGUUCGACAACGGGUCAUACCUGCGACGCCGGAGAAGGUUUAAGAAGAAGGACGCACUCAAGGAAAAGGAGGAGGCCAUCAAGCGGCAGCAGGAACUCAUGCUGAAGAAGGUUACAGAAGAACAGUGCAAGUUGCUGUUGCACGGUGGUGGUGGUGGCGUCAAGGAACUGAUGCAGGUCGACUGCAACAAACAACCGAAAAAGGAGCCGGGCGUACCGCCGCCGUCCACACCGCACCAGUCAGCCGGUGGUGAGCCGGCCGCGCCGCCGACGUCCGGUGGCCCCACGUCGUCAUCGGCACCACCACCGCCACCUCCUCCCGCGUACCAUCAGCACCACCAUCACCUACAGUACGACAACGAUCACCAGGACGAUUCACCGUCGGCUGCCACGGGCAACCACCUGCACCAUCAUCAUCACAGGUACAUGACCACUCCAGCAGCCGCGGCCGCCGCUGCAGCAGCCGCAGCCGCUACCGGUGACCAUCACCACAAUCAUGGAGACGAGUUCGCCUCGCACCAUCACCAAUACGUGGCAGCAGCCGCAGCGGCCGCAGCGGGCCAUCACCGGGCACCUGGUUGGUACAGCGCCGAUCCGUCUGACUUUUUUGACGCCGUCGUGCCAAACCCGGUGGCCGCAGCCACGGCAACUAGCUGUGGGUUCCGCAACUCACAGCACUCUAGCCCUGGCACCCACACACAGCUACACAAUUACUAUCAACUUCAGCAGCAGCAACAGCAGCAACAACAGCAGCAGCAACAACAACAGCCACACGACGGCAAUUCAACCGUCAAGUUUUCGUCACAACUUUAACGACGACGACGACGACGAUGGGGACGGGCGAGCUGCUGCUACUGCUGUCAGACGAACAAAUUGUACUCGUCCGCGUGAGAAGCCAGAAAGACGCGUCGCGCGCCGCGACCGAGAUGAUUGUGCCGCAGGAAGACGAGACAGAGAAAGAAAGAGAGAGGAAAAAAAAUUCACCAAAUCGAGACACGAACCACAUGCUGCCGGCUGUCACUCUUCGGAAAACGCGUCCGCCGACUAGGCUUAUCAGGUGACGGACGGACGGACGGACGUGCGUGUAUCUAUCGCAGCGGCUCACAGUCCGUCGCCCAUUUAUGUGUAUCUUGUGUGUGUGUGUGUGUGUGUGUGUGUGAGUGUGUUGUGUGUGUGUGUUUGCGCUGUCAAUGUGUGUUUUAUACGUAUUAUAAAUUAUUAUUAUUAUUUUUGAAUUUUUUUCAAUCCUUGUAUUAUAAUMGUAACGUCCAGCGAAUAUUCGAAAAUUAUAUACGUUUAAACAAUAUUAUAAUGGCAUAUGUAAUAUCAUAUAUAUGUCUAAUAUUAUUAUAUUUUUUUUAGUUUAUAUGAAUUACAAUAAUUAUAUGUACAGAGUGACCCACCGUGAUUUCCCACUUUCCUGUGUUAGUUUAAUUAGAGACAAUUCAAUAGGCCACUUUGUACCUAUAUAUAUAUAUAUAUAUAUAUAUACAUACAUAAUAGGUACCUAUGUGCUACUUGAAUUAAAAAGKGACGCAUCGCUGAAUAUCGAGUCGCAUCACAAUAUUAAUAUAAAAAAAAAUCCUAUUUACAUAAGUGAUGCUUCAAUUAUUGAAGUAUACAAAAGCCAACGUCCCAUAUAUUACCUAUCUACCUAUAGUUUUAGCUAAUUGGUUUUAUAAAUAUCAUUUGAUUUCCAUCUUAAAUAACACGUUCGAGCACUAUGCAUUAGUACAUAUAUACUGUUACGUUUAUCUUUGUUAUAUCUUCGAUGUACGUAGUGUGCUAUAAUAAUGAUAUUCUGAUACGCGUUACGUAUAGCGUAUAUAUUAUAGGUAUAUUAUUAUUAUUAUACGUAUCGUACAAUGGAUAAUUUGAAAUAUUUUAUCUCAUCACUCUUUUAAAUGCUAUUAUUUUUGCAUAUGCAAUUAUUAUAGUAUCGUAUAUUGUUGUUCACGCAGCGUAUUUGCAUGUCAUGUACCGCAGGGUGAUAAUAUAAUAUCAGUAAUAAUAUGUUAUUACCUCAUAAAGCAUAACUCCAUUAUCAUGAUAUUAAUAAUAAUAUAUUAUAUAUUAUAAUAAGCUUCGAUCAUAUCGUCUUUGUUAGUCGUUAUUGACGAGUUGUCACUAGCGCCAUACGUUAUUAUUAGUGUUUGAAAAUUUAAAAUUGUGAAACAUUUUAUWAAAUAUUUA
Diuraphis noxia (Russian wheat aphid) is the source of this 3097-nucleotide messenger RNA. RefSeq lists its product as uncharacterized. Lineage: Eukaryota; Metazoa; Arthropoda; Insecta; Hemiptera; Aphididae. Gene Ontology annotation, molecular function: RNA polymerase II cis-regulatory region sequence-specific DNA binding; DNA-binding transcription factor activity, RNA polymerase II-specific. Gene Ontology annotation, biological process: anatomical structure morphogenesis; cell differentiation; regulation of transcription by RNA polymerase II. The record is from RefSeq and is a predicted model, not a curated record.